UAGACUGUUGUUGGUGAUCUAAAAUUUUUAUCUUGAAUCUUUAUAUCCAUUUGUAUAAAGCUUAGGGCUAUAGUUUGAGUUUAGGGGUUAGGUUAUAUACUUUACGAAAUUUAUAUUUUGGGUUUGAAGUUGUAUAAUUUUGCAUUGGAGAUUAGGGUUUAGGAUGGAAACACAAAGAAGGGCUAAAAAGGGGAAAGCGGCAGCUUAACUUAAUAGCUCGAUUUCUUGUUCCUGAGCUGAAUGUAUGCUCAGCCCCUGAUACAUCGCUAUUUUUUAAUCCUUGUGUCCGGGGAUAAUGAGUCGGUUGACUCUUAGAGUAUAGCCUCUCUAGGGGUUGGCGAUUAGAGUACACCGGCCGGUCUGGUAGCGGGCAAACUAAGGAUUUCGUGCUUGCAAGGAAGUGUGCAAGUGGGUGAAUGUAUCACCAGUUAUUUUGUCAAGGUUUAUAGCAUUUCUAGAUAUAAUAAGAGGUUGCUUGGAUGGUAACUAUUUUUCACCUCCAAUCCUGAGAUUGUGAGUUCAAGUUAUUGAGAGAGCAAAAUAGUGGGAGCUCCUAUGGAGGAGUAAAAAAAGAGCAUUUAUCUUCACAUGUUUUUCUGGAACAGCAAAGUAGAGAGAGGAUGAGUUAGAAAUAACAAUUUUUGCUUUAUUUUUUUGGUAACCUCUUCUUUUUUGGUUGCAAGAAAGCAAAUUUGCCUACUUUCUUAGAAAAAGGUUAGUAGUAUAGGCUGCUUCAGUUCUUGGAUACUUAAAUCUUGAUUGCUAAAUGGCGCAAAGUUGAGCUGAAAUGACCGAGGAUCUUUUGGAAAUAGCCUCUCUACCUUAUCAAAGGUAGGGGUAAGGUCCGUGAAUACUCUAUCCUCCUCAAACCUUACUUGUGGAAUUACAUUUAAAAUUAACAGGACAGAAGAUGGGGAUUCUGAUUAAUGGGACUUCUUCCAUUUGUUUAGAUGUGGCUCCAGUUUUCAUUUCUAAACUAGAAAUAUGCAUUCCUAAGUUCUCACCUGCUCUGUUGUAAUGCUUCAAUCAUCUCUAGAUGUUACUUUGAUGUGUAUACUAUAAAUCUUAGCCAAGAGAAGUCAAUCUAAUCUGCUUCUGUUGGAGACGUAUACAUUAAUUAACCGUGAUUAAAUGAGAGAAGUUUACAUCAUGCAUCUAUUUGUUUGGUCACUGGUGUAAACGCCCCGUGUGGAUCCAGUGCAUUGAGUUCUUCCAAAAGUUUGGCUUGAAGAGAAAUUCCUCACAUCUACACUAGGUUCCUAUUCAUAAUGGGACUCUCACCAUAUACGACUCCAGCAGAUGCAGGAGUGUUCUGUGUGAUUCUGGUUAAUACAGCCAUAUCCAUCUCUAUUGUCAAGGGAAUGGUUCGAUCUAUCCUUCAUGUGAUUGGCAUCAACUUUGCAUCAUGGGAAGAAUAUUCUAUUGAAGGCCCUUUGGACCCAUUUGAGUGUCGUGGGAGCCCCUCGGGAUCAUUCAUGGAGGAGUUCCGAAGCAGAACCCCUGCUGUUCGUUACGAUUCAUUGUGUGUAUCUAAUCACCCUACACAAGAAUGCGCGGUAUGUCUGGCAGAGUUCAAACAUGACGAGGAGAUAAACUGCCUCUCAUGUGGCCACGUUUUUCAUAAGCUGUGUCUCGAGAAAUGGCUAAAGAAUUGGAAUGUCACCUGCCCUCUCUGCAGGAAUUACAUUAUGCCUAAAGAAGGUGAGGAAGAUACUUGUCCAAUGUGAAUUUUGUAGUUUGUCAGGCUACUCCUGUUUGAUAUGUUCUGAUGUACAGCUUAGUUGGGUAAAAAUUUAUUGAUGACUGCCUGAUCUUUGACACUGCAUAAUUCUGUAACCUUUUAUACUGUAAUACUUUGCGUCCUAUCACAGUGACGGGUCUCUUUGUUGCGACCAACAAUUCAUACAUUGUUGUACAUAUGUUACAAAAUUGCCAGUUCCUGAUGUUUCUCAUCUUCUGGCUUAGCUAGCAACCUUAUAAGGGAACAUUCUAAUGCUUGAUUGAUAUGGUGAAAUGUCGCACAUUCC
Molecule: messenger RNA, 2027 nt
Organism: Solanum pennellii
Lineage: Eukaryota; Viridiplantae; Streptophyta; Magnoliopsida; Solanales; Solanaceae
Product: probable E3 ubiquitin-protein ligase XERICO
Exons: 3
Coding region: 1269-1727 (152 amino acids)
Source: RefSeq, a predicted model, not a curated record